UGCAUACUCAAAGACAAGGCCGAGAAGAAUCGCCAGCGCUUCAUCGAUUCUCUUGACACCGAAGCGAUAUGCCGUCUCGCUUCAUCUUAUCGUGGAGGUGUUCCUUGCACCACUUUCGGUUCCCCAAAACACGGCUCCUUCAAUAUCUGUAUCUUUGUCGAGUUUGAGACAUCUCCCCCGGAAAGAUGGGCUGUCGGAAUGUCCAUCCCGGCGCGCGCUGCUUGGAUUGACGAAAGGAUUGAGACUGAGCUGGCUACUAUGAAAUAAGCCCCCGAGCUUUUAGCUAUUUUGUAUUGAUACAAUCGGUCAUCUGACAGAGGAUAGAUAUAUCGCGGCGAAGACUACCAUCCCCGUGCCGCGCGUGCACGCCUUCUCCUUCACCGAGGGCAGUCCGAUCCAGACGGCUUUUAUUAUGAUGGACUAUAUUCAAGGACAGAGUCUCAAGGAUCUUGGCUUUAAGAAGGGGAAGAAGUGGCGUAGCUAUCCUCGCCCAACUGAGGCAAUAGCUAAGCUUCACGAGCAGCUGGCCGAUCUCUAUGUCCAACUCCGCCAGCUUGAAUUCCCCGAAAUCGGCGCCCUUGGUCUCCCUAUUGUCGAUGGGAAGCCGUCGUAUGAUUGCGAUGCGGACGACAUCCGGGUGUGCCACCGGCCAAUUUCGAUUGAGAUGAUAAUGCAGGAACUCGAAGGAAUGAAUCCCGGUGCCAGGAUCAAGCCACGGACGACCUUUUUAACUAACAGCCAGGAGCUUCGUAGAUGCCCUGUUCUGGGUGGCGGAAAACGAAUUCGACAAAUCUCCGAAGGAGUACUUUGGCAAAGCGGCCGCACGGCAGAUAGCGGGAGAGGGUUUGUGAUGGUUUGUAGGCGGUAGAGGAUAGACAAGCCGUUAUUGUCCGAGUAGCAGUGUGGAGAAGAGGCCCGAGGGGAGGGAAGUGUUGUGGAUGUGGCGUCUGGCACGUAAGCUUUUUCUUCAUCGGGGCCAAAGUACCUAUGGAGUAAUCAUAUCGCUGAUACAACGGACGGAGGAACAAAUCGAUAAGAACCUCGUCCUUCAACUUCCCUCAUCCGCCCUCGAACAACUCGGCCAUGGCGGUCCACAUUCCCACAUUCCCAAUACGUUACGGGCCGCCGUUCACGCCUCGAUGGGCUGAAAUCCC
Messenger RNA from Ilyonectria robusta, 1154 nucleotides. RefSeq lists its product as uncharacterized. The transcript has a single exon. The record is from RefSeq and is a predicted model, not a curated record. The coding region runs from base 413 to 868 and encodes 151 amino acids. Lineage: Eukaryota; Fungi; Ascomycota; Sordariomycetes; Hypocreales; Nectriaceae.